Molecule: messenger RNA, 2795 nt
Organism: Scylla paramamosain (green mud crab)
Lineage: Eukaryota; Metazoa; Arthropoda; Malacostraca; Decapoda; Portunidae
Exons: 7
Coding region: 154-678 (174 amino acids)
Source: RefSeq, a predicted model, not a curated record
CAGUGUUAUAUUGCAAGUCGAGGGGAAGGGUUGUGUGCAAAUCCGCUCCGAUGCGAAUCUAUUUGACCUGUGUCCGUGACCUUGCAUGGUGUCCGUGGCGAUAAAUAGGUGUGUUCUAGUGACCUUAAGGUGCGGAGAGGCGCGAAAGGCGUUAUGGAUACGGAAUUAAGGAAAUACUGGCAAGAAAACACCAGACACAUAGGAGGAGUGUGUGUGCUUGGAGGACCUGAGCCACCUCCACCCCACCCCUGGGGCUUCCUGCCCCAGGAGGAGGAGGAGGAGGAGGAGGAGGAGGAGGAGACGCGGGUGCCCCCCGGGGGACGUGACAGCGGUGACGACGAGCCCCCCGUCCUGCACCCCCUGGCCCCCAAGCCCCACCCCACCUACCACCAGCCACACCAGUCCCCACAGCAGCCUCCGUCACCCGCCCCACACCAGGAGCACCUGCCCCAGGACUGCCUGCCCCGCCCCCACAAGACACCGCCCCCAGCCUCCCCUGUCCAGAAGGAGCGCGCCCCUCACAGUUCCAGUACCCUUAUGAUGCAGCCAAGGGGACUGACGCCACCACCACCACCACCACCACCACCACCACAACAACAACAAGGGUUAUUCAAGUGGGGAACAUGCUUCAGGUGUUGCCCCAAGAUGCCUCAGCCCCGCAGCCCCACUCCGCCAUGAUAGUGCAGGCAGGGAAUGUCAUACAGAUUGUUCCAGCUGACAACAUGCAGGUGUUAGGGGCAGAAGUUGUUGGAGUUGGUGGGAUCAUGCAAGUGGUCGGGGUCCCAGGCUCUCCCAAACCAGCUCCCCAUCUGUGCCUAUGCAGUGUCUGGCCAGCCACUAGUGUGUUUUGGGGACUCAGACCAGCAGAUUCCCACUGUUUAUCCACUGUUUGUGUUGAUGCAGUGUCUGGCCAGCCACUAGUGUGUUUUGGGGACUCAGACCAGCAGAUUCCCACUGUUUAUCCACUGUUUGUGUUGAUGCAGUGUCUGGCCAGCCACUUGUGUGUUUUGGGGACUCAGACCAGCAGAUUCCCACUGUUUAUCCAUUGUUUGUGUUGAUGCAGUGUCUGGCCAGCCACUUGUGUGUUUUGGGGACUCAGACCAGCAGAUUCCCACUGUUUAUCCACUGUUUGUGUUGAUGCAGUGUCUGGCCAGCCACUUGUGUGUAUGUAGGGGACUCAGACCAGCAGAUUCCCACUGUUUAUCCACUGUUUGUGUUGAUGCAGUGUCUGGCCAGCCACUAGUGUGUUUUGGGGACUCAGACCAGCAGAUUCCCACUGUUUAUCCACUGUUUUUGUUGAUGCAGUGUCUGGCCAGCCACUAGUGUGUUUUGGGGACUCAGACCAGCAGAUUCCCACUGUUUAUCCACUGUUUGUGUUGAUGCAGUGUUUGGCCAGCCACUUGUGUGUAUGUAGGGGACUCAGACCAGCAGAUUCCCACUGUUUAUCCACUGUUUGUGUUGAUGCAGUGUCUGGCCAGCCACUAGUGUGUUUUGGGGACUCAGACCAGCAGAUUCCCACUGUUUAUCCACUGUUUGUGUUGAUGCAGUGUUUGGCCAGCCACUUGUGUGUAUGUAGGGGACUGAGACAAAUUUAUUUACUGUUCAGUGACCCGUUUGCAGGCACAGGGGUGUUGACGAGCUGGGUGUGCAGGAGACAGACAAUUAGAAAGGUUUACAGUUCAAAUGCUACAUGUAUCUUCAAAAUACAGAUAAUAAGUAGAUAAAUAUUGAAAUUAAUAUAAAAUACCAUUGUGUAUUUAACACUUAACCAAACUUAACCAACGUACACACACAAACGCUAACUCCGACAGUACCCUAACUACCUUGCCAUCCCGCAGGAGGCCACGUCGGAGGUGCCUGUGGUGGGCUCGCCAGUUCCGGAGUACGAGGUGGAGGAGGAAGAGGAAGAGGAGGACGAGGAGGAGGCACGGAUGAGGAAGAAGAAAAGAUCAUUAGCUGUAGCUCUCCCUCCAGCUGAUAAGGGGAUAUUAAUGAGCCCUUCCUACAGGAGUGUGUGUGCUUGGAGGACCUGAGCCACCUCCACCCCACCCCACCCUGACACACACACACACACACACACACACACACACACACACACACACACACACACACACACACACACACACACACACACACACACACACACACACACACACACACACACACACACACACACACACACACCAGACACCCCUAAACACCCCAAAACACACCCACUCCCCCUUGCUUACACUUACACAGAUGUUCCCCACCCCCUCUGCCGAGAGAUCCCAGACUGUUGGAUGUGACGCCACAAGACACAGGGCUUCGUAACACCAGUGCACGGUGAUCAAGACAACACUGGACCAGAAAGACGCAAAGUACAGGGAACAACACAGUGCUUCUUCAUUUUAGGUGAGCCAGAAUGAGCUUGUUAAACUGAGCGGCCUCUUCAAGUACCACUGGAACUGUUCGUCAGAGGAGGAGGAGGAGGUAAGGGAGUGCGCCAAGACCCUUUACAGCGGUGCAAUGGAGUGGAGGGAGAUGAGGAGAAAUUUGAAAGAGAACAGAAGUAGAAUGACAUCAGAUAGCAGGAGUCCUUAGGAUUUAGCACAAUAAGAUCAAUAAUUCUCUUACAUGAGUGACCUAAAGUAAGGCAGUUUAGUCUGGCCUAACUUAACUGACCUACCUAUUUCUGUUAUGAGCUAAGAUAGGCUAUGUUAGGUUAUAUUAAAUUAUAUAAUUAUUAUUUUUUUCAUCAUUAUUAUUAAAGAAAGGAAAUAGAACCGAGAAAAUAAAGUUAAAAAUUAUUGUUA